AUGGCCCUCCCCCACCACGUCGCAUCGUCAGCGAUGCAAAAUCGCAUCCAGGAGCUCCUUGCCAAACACCCGCCCAUUUUCACGCUCGAGACAGCGGAGACAUCGUCUUAUCCAACAGCCAGUUUGCUCGGCCUUCCGAGUGAACUCCGUCUCCACAUUUACAAGUAUGCUUUGUGGCAUCAGCAGUCUGACGGGCUCAUCUGUCCUGCUCCAGAUCUUCGGGUCAAUCGCAACUACGUAUUGGCGACAGUAACGAACAACCUUUGGCGCUAUUCGGAGAACGAGCGGGUGGAUGAUGGAUCUAGGCUGGGAGCCGUCUACCGCUUCAACAUGCGCGGAAAUGACAUCGUACCUGAGAACCUGCUUCGCCCGCCACCACUCGGCCAGCCGCAAGGGCAGAAUCAAGCUCAAGCUGUUCUGGCGCACUCACUGGCCAGGCAACGUGCCGACGCACACAACGCUGUCGAGAUCCAACGCCAACUCUACAACAAGAGUGUGACAGCCCUGGAGAGCGUACCGCGAAUUCAUGAUGGUCAGUGUCGCCGGGGAGAGUGGUCGCCUGUCGACUGGUGGCGCGGUAUCGAGGACAUGAAUCUGAGAGCUAUCGAUAACCUUGUGCUUGCACUCGAUGGACCGUCACUCGCUUGGGAGCCGUUGAAUCCUGCCGCGGUGGUUCACAAAAAGCGCAAGAACAGCCACAAGAUCACAGUUGUAGGGCUUGCAGGCAGACCCGUGGAUCAGCAAGCAUCCGCAGACGCGCAGCUGCGCGUCCCUCCUUUGUAG
This is a messenger RNA of Recurvomyces mirabilis, 783 nucleotides long. RefSeq lists its product as uncharacterized. NCBI's taxonomy places the organism in Eukaryota, Fungi, Ascomycota, Dothideomycetes, Mycosphaerellales, Teratosphaeriaceae. The transcript has 2 exons. Bases 1 to 783 code for a protein of 260 amino acids. The record is from RefSeq and is a predicted model, not a curated record.